Molecule: messenger RNA, 2115 nt
Organism: Brassica rapa (field mustard)
Lineage: Eukaryota; Viridiplantae; Streptophyta; Magnoliopsida; Brassicales; Brassicaceae
Source: RefSeq, a predicted model, not a curated record
UAUUAAUUUUUCCUUGACUAAAACGCCAACGAAUUCAUUUUUUCCUCCAAAAAUUAAUUACAUUCCGAAUUUUCCUAUGUCAACCAAAAUGCAUUCAACUUUUGAAUCACAUUAAUUACUGAUUUGCUAUAUAUACAGCUGGGAGACUUUUAUUUCAUUUUAACAUUUGCUUCAUAAUUGAAUUUAAAUAGAUAAAACAAAAAAAAAGGUAAAACUAAAAAGUUACAAACAGUACAGUAAAGAAGAAGCAGUAUCAAAAAUCUCCCCCUUUCCAAGAAUCAGGGUUUUUUCGAUCGAAUUCGCGGCAAGUAGCCUCAUUUUCUUCCGACAACAGUGGUCUUCUUUCCAGAUAUGUCUCUCCGAGUUUCGAAGCAGUAAGCCCUUUUAUUUACUGUCACUCGAAUACUAAAGACCAGAUCUUUACUAGUCCUAGGAUGAUUGAGAGAUUGCAAGAGCUGUGCUAAGCUAAAGGACAAGAAACAAAAAUCUGAGUCAGCAUAAAACAGUCUCUUAGUUUAUGGAGUUAGAGGCGUUUGGUUAAGAUGGGUUCGCUCUGUUGUGUGGCUGCCAAAUCAGAUAAGUCAGAUUCUUCUGCAAGUCGUGACGUUUCUUUUGGCGCUCAUGAGCCUUAUUGGAGGACUAAUACAAGUUUCUCCCCACCUUCAUCGAGAUGGGAUGUCCCUGGCUUAACCGAUGGUAUUAGCUUAUAUGGUUCUUCUUCUUCCACAUCAUCAAACGCUAAUCUUCUUCCUACUCCCAACCUUUCUCAGACUCUUCAUUGGAAUGAUUUUGAGUCUGCUACAAGAAGAGAUCAAGCUCUUAAGCAACUACCGUCUUGUUCUGACAUUGGUGACUCUGAACCUAACCGCAACUUCUCAAACCGGCGAUUUUUCUUGUCUAAACCGGUUCAUCCUAUACAUUCUGGUAAUGCUAGAGGAACAACAUCUGACUCUGCGGAUGCUUGCAGUUGGAGCAGCGGGAGAACAAGCAGCAUUGAUUCUAUGGAUGUUGUUCUUGCUUGGGAUAAUCAUAACUCUACCAAAGCGCAACGAGCAGCUUCAAGUACAUUUGUAUGCGGUUUGUGUAACAGAUACAUCUCGCAGAAACCUCCUUGUGGUUCACGGUCCAUCGUAAGAAACCAAGACAUGCCAGUCACAGGAGUGCUUCCGUGUCAACACGUCUUUCACGCUGAAUGUCUUGACCAAUCAACUCCAAAGGCUCACCGGAAUGAUCCACCUUGUCCAGUAUGCACCAAACAGGAAGGAGAGCAGGACAAGUCACACAACGUUGUGUUUAGGCUUAAACCGUUUUGUGAAGAUGGGCCAUCAUCUACAAGACAGUGGGCCUGUGCUCAAGUUGGUGACUGUGUUGAAAGUGCUGUUAAUGUGCCGCCUAGAAACACCAUGAUAAUGAUAAACAGGAACAGGAUGAGGAAAAGCCUCUCGUUGAGAGGAAGCUCGAGCAAAGAUUCUCCGAGAAAAGUCAAGAGAAGGGGCUCAUUUAUGGAAAAUUUUACUAAUCAAGUUUCGUUUGUGCAUUCUAGAGGGAAAGAGAAGGUUUAAUGGUAGCUGGCAAAAGAAGCAGAGAAAUCAAAAGGUUGAUUCUUUGACCUUUUGACAAGUAUCAUCACAAAAGGAUUGUAAAGUAUUCAUUUUGGAGAACUGUAAGCAAAUUUGUUUAGAGCUUUGAUUGUUUUGUUUCUUGUAAUCAUCUACUUGCUGGCUAGUGGCGACCAUCUUAAUUAACCGGUUUAUUAUCCAAUCGUUAAGUUUCUUUAAUACGGUUUGUAUGCACAGCUGUGUAGGAUUUUGCCAAACCAAUAUAUUUAGACAGCUGGGUAAACUCGACUGUGGUGGUUACAGUUUCCUAGCAAAUCAUAUCGACAUGUGCAUAUGUGUUCAUCCUUUUUACGCACAUAUUGGGUUCGUCAUUGCCACAUUUUCCGAGGAAUUGACCGGUAAAAUCACACUCCUCCCCUUUCCGGACCAGCAUCCAACUCUAUUGCUGUGUAUACCGACCGCAAGAGAUUGUUAAAUUGUAGUGGAUUUUUUUUUGUCAACAAUUGUAGCGAAAUAAAUUUUGAUAAAUUAACUGAUGAAGAUUAAAAUUACCUUU